CCAUCUCACUCACAAUGAGUGAGAUGGACACAGAAACAUGGCACAUAGCACACUAAGAACUCCUGUCUUUUUUUGUCUUUUUUUCAGUUUUUUAAGUGCUAACCUAAAAACUCUAAUGUAUUAAACUCUUGGAGUUUUGACAAAAUUAACAAAAAGUUAUCACAACUUGCCCCUGAAAGUUUAUUUUUCACAAACCUACACAUUUAAGUUCAAAAUCUAAAACUAGCUAAAUUUAUUAGACUUAAAGGGUAAAAGAUAAUAGACACAACUAAAUGCCGCUCAAUUGUUUUGCAGUGCACACAGACACAGUCCUCGGUUCUCUACCCCUACACCCCCAUCCUGCUCCUCUGUACAGCCCCCUCAGCCCGCCCACUGCUCUCCGUCCGUCACUCCCUUUUCUUGUCCCUCCUCCUCAGAGGACCGACUCUGUCUCUUUCUGCACUUGUCUCUCCAGUCAAGGAGAAACUAAUUGGAAGAAAGAAUAAACGAAAGGAACUUUUGAAAUACUGAGCGCAGCAAAAGUUUACUUCUCUGCAGCAUGCCUCAGAAAGAUUACAGAACUCAACCCAGCUGGGAGACUGGUGUUGCCUCCAUGAUUCAAAACAGUCACAGUGGAGUAAACCAGCUUGGAGGUGUGUUUGUAAAUGGAAGGCCUUUACCUGAUUCAACAAGGCAGAAGAUAGUGGAGCUUGCUCAUAGUGGGGCUCGGCCAUGUGACAUAUCCAGAAUACUACAGGUGUCUAAUGGCUGUGUGAGUAAGAUCCUGGGUCGGUAUUAUGAGACGGGCUCAAUCCGUCCUCGGGCCAUAGGAGGGAGUAAACCCAGAGUGGCGACUCCAGAGGUGGUGGGAAAGAUCGCUCAGUACAAAAGAGAGUGUCCAUCCAUUUUUGCCUGGGAGAUUAGAGACCGACUACUGGCAGAGGGAGUCUGCACCAAUGACAAUAUACCCAGUGUUUCAUCAAUAAAUCGAGUGCUCAGGAACUUGGCCACUGACAAGCAUCCAAUGGGCACAGGGGCCACUGAGGGAAUGUUUGACAAACUGAAGAUGCUUAAUGCACAGGGCUCCUGGGGAGGACGCUCAGGGUGGUACGCUGGGACCACAAUCCUGAACACAGGUGCAGACUGCCCUCAGACAGACGCAGCGGAAAACGACAUUUCAAUCAGUUCCAACGGUGACGAUUCAGAUGAGACUCAGAUGAGGCUUCAGCUGAAAAGAAAGCUGCAGAGAAACAGAACAUCCUUCACACAGGACCAGAUAGAAGCACUAGAGAAAGAAUUUGAAAGGACUCACUAUCCAGAUGUUUUUGCACGUGAACGACUUGCCAAUAAAAUCGAUCUUCCUGAGGCAAGAAUUCAGGUUUGGUUUUCAAACAGACGUGCAAAGUGGAGAAGAGAGGAGAAGUUAAGGAAUCAACGCCGGCAGGUGUUGAGCUCCUCCAGCCAUAUUCCCAUCAACAGCAGCUUUAGCAGCAGUGCUUACUCAUCUCCAGCUCAGCCUUCAGCACCAGUGUCCUUUUCUUCAGGGUCCAUAAUAGGAAGAUCAGAUCCGGUUCUGUCCAAUACCUAUGGCCUAACAAUGCCAAGCUUCAGCAUGGCCGCCAGCCUGCCCAUGCAAGCUUCAAACCAGACCUCUUAUUCCUGCAUGUUGCCCAACAGUCCUUCUGUAAACAGUCGCAGUUAUCAGACGUAUACUCCUCCACAUAUGCAGCCACACAUCAGCAGCCAGUCAGUGACGUCCUCCACAACAUCUUCAACAGGUUUGAUUUCUCCUGGCAUCUCAGUUCCAGUCCAAGUUCCUGGAAGUGAAGCAGAAUUGUCUCAGUACUGGCCACGCCUGCAGUGACGUCAUGGCUGCCUGUGGUGGCUUCAGGCACAGGACUUUGGAAUCCUCAAUAGGAGAGAGGUCCAUCACUGUCAGACUGACUGACACCGAGCGCUGCCUGAAGCUCGGCAAAGGCAAAAAGACAAAGACCCCUUUUGUUGCUUUCCAGGAAAUCCUCUGACUCUGAAUGUUCUUAUAAACAGAAAGAAUUUGGAUCCUGUUGUACAACAGAAAACUUUGUGUUAUAUCUGGUGGAUCAGGAAGGUGGACAGCCUUUUGGUAACAGCAAGCUUUGAGAAAAAAUAAAAAGUUUCAAUGUACAUGGACAUUCCACUGAGAAACAUUUUACCUCUAAUGCCAUUUGAUAAUCUUUACAUGCUACUGAAUUUGUAGCGAGUGUUUUCUGCCUGGAUAAAAAGACCUUAAUGAAACUGGAAGUGCUGUGUUUUGUUUUUUCUUUAACAGACUCCAAAAAGCCUUGACCUCAGACAUGUACAGGACUUUAAAAGAAGCAUUCUUGUGAUAUAUGUUUGGUAUUGUAAACCAUGACAUAUUUGUGAACAAGCAUGACUCAGAUUUGAAAGCAUUGGUGUCCAAAAGAUGUAAACUAGUUUCUAAUUUCAAGUGUGAAAGUGUUUGUCUUAAAUGUUCUGAGAAGGUUUCCACAAUAAAGCUAACAACUGCAUUGUUGUGCAUAGGUUUAUAUAUAAUGGGCAAAUCCACCGUGGCUAAGUGUGCAAACUGGAGUUCAGCAUCUCUUUAAGUUUGAAGACACAAAGACACAUUUCCUUUAGAGCCAGGGAGGAUAGCAUCACGUUCUCCAGGACUGAAGCUGUUUGUCAUGUAUAUUCCAAAAGAACGAAAGGCUUCUGGUGAAAGUUUGUGUUAAAUAUAACUAAAAAGGAUGGGGAAAUGAGCUGCUGCCAUAUUGCUUUUAAAAUUAAAAAAUA
Poecilia latipinna (sailfin molly) is the source of this 2772-nucleotide messenger RNA. Its product is annotated as paired box protein Pax-6-like. NCBI's taxonomy places the organism in Eukaryota, Metazoa, Chordata, Actinopteri, Cyprinodontiformes, Poeciliidae. The record is from RefSeq and is a predicted model, not a curated record. Bases 539 to 1843 code for a protein of 434 amino acids. Gene Ontology annotation, molecular function: DNA-binding transcription factor activity, RNA polymerase II-specific; RNA polymerase II cis-regulatory region sequence-specific DNA binding. The transcript is spliced from 11 exons. Gene Ontology annotation, biological process: regulation of transcription by RNA polymerase II; anatomical structure development.